GUCGGUUUGUUAGCAACAUCUGUUGUUCUCAUCAAACUAUCGGUGAUAUAAAAACCGUUACCCGAAAUUUAAAAAUCUAGAUAAAGAAACAUAAAUUUUUUGUGUGUAAAUUGUUCUAUAGAUGUUACUAAACCAACAAGUUGUAAAACUAAUUUAAAAUUAUGUGAAAGCCAUUCAAAUAUGUUUCAUACAUUUUUAUAUUAAGUGAUAUAUGAUAUAUGUUUUGAUGAAUAUGCAACACUCGAGCUCUAAAAUAAAAAUGAACACAUUAUGGUUUUUAUACUCAUGAUACGAUGAAGAUUACUUCAACUGAAGAAAAAAAGGUUCUAGUUUUUAUUCUUUAAAAAUCGUGAACAUCUUGGAACUUACUGAACAGGAUGCUUUGACAGGACAUUCAUUAUACAUGGUCUGAUGGUGCGAGUAGACUUUCUUCUAAUCGUAAAAAUAAGGCCAAAAUUUAAAAAAAAGUGGAACGUGUCGAAAACUGAAGGUCAUGUUCAUUCGCCAGCGAUUUUGGAUAAAAAUUCAAAAAAAGGAGGCAAAAAUUGGAUGCAAGAAAUGUCUGGAAAAACAAUUUUUAUUAGAAAGAAUCAUGGAGACUAAGAAUGAAGUCAAUUAAAAUCUGGCUGGUCAUAAGUUGGAUCAGUUGCCACCUAAAAAGACUUCCGUCGUUGGAACGUGGCUCCCUUCAAGUGCAAGGGAAGAUGUGGAAAUCAAAUUACUGGGAACUUGUAAGAUUGAAAAACAAGAAAAUAGGCACCACUUCCAGAAAGCUCGCGCUUUAUCGUGAAAGCCAUUAGGAAAAUGGGGGCCAAGCAGUCCGCAAGAAGCCUGCCCACUACUGGAGAGGAUGUAAAUUUCGAUCAUUUCAAAAUUCUGCGAGCGAUUGGAAAAGGAAGCUUCGGAAAGGUCUGUAUAGUGAAAAAGAAGGAUCGCACCGGAAAUAUGUUUGCCAUGAAGUACGUGCAUAAGUGGGAAUGUUACGAAAGGGGUGCCUUAACUAACGUGGCCAGAGAAGUGGAGAUCCUCUCGAAGCUCGAACAUCCUUUUCUAGUGAACUUGUGGUUCAGCUUUCAAGAUGAGGAAGAUUUAUUCAUGGUAUCCGACCUACUUCUGGGGGGAGAUCUCAGAUAUCACAUACAACAAGCAGUUAAGUUCAGUGAAGACAGUAUCGUCCUCUUUGUUGCUGAAAUUGCCCUGGCUCUAGACUAUUUACAAAAUAAAAAAAUAAUCCACAGGGACAUAAAACCAGAUAACAUCGUCUUGGAUGAGGAAGGUCAUGCUCACGUUACUGAUUUCAAUAUUGCAACGAGAUUGGAAGAUGGGCAAUUAGCAACUUCUAUGUCAGGAACGAAGCCAUACAUGGCUCCAGAAAUUUACAUGUGCUCUUGCGAUGAAACGGGAGUUCUAGGAUAUGGAUAUUCAGUAGAUUGGUGGAGUUUGGGAAUUUUGGCAUGGGAAAUUCUUGCAGGAACACGGCCUUAUCCUCUUCAUGCAUCUACAACUCACAGAGAAGCGCUGGAAAUUCUGCAAGAUGGAAGACAUUCUCCAAAACACUGGAGUUCUUCAAUACAAGAAUUACUCGAUCGACUUUUAACUUUAGCUCCUGAUGCACGAGUAUCGACUCUCAAAGAAUUUAAGUAUAUUUCUAUCAUGAGCGAAUUAGAUUUCGACAUGGUGUUGAGUAAAAAAGUCAAGCCUCCUUUCACCCCUCCAAAGGAUCAUUUGAAUUGUGACCCCACUCACGAACUUGAGGAGAUGAUUAUUGAAGAGAGACCACUCCAUAAGAAAAAGAAACGUUUGGCCAAGCAAAGAUCGCUCGAGGUAAAAUCCCUGGCUCAGGAUGUCCUGGCUGCAGAAGGAAGUCCAAAGUCCAAAAAACUCGAAUGUAUACCAGAAUAUCUCACCUUUAAUCGAGAAUGGGAAUUGAAAAGAAUAGAAGAAGAAAGGAAGGAAAAGCAAUGGGAAGAAGAACUGAAUAAUGCUAUGAUGAAUGCCGAGACUCAUGAGCAGAGGUUGAGCAGGAUAAAUCAGAAACUGAUUCCAAAGACUGUUAAUCGCUUGAGUUUGUCAAAUGCUAACGUUAAAGCAAGAAUUAGCGCCUCACCCUUACAAAAUCGAAGAAAAAGUGCGGCGACGUCGUCGGAUAUGGACUUUAUUGAUGCCAGCCCAGAGCCUUCAACGUCGUAAUUAACCAACUCCUUUUUUACCCUUUUUGAUCCACAUAGAAACAUUAUUACAAGCGUAAAGAAAAAAGUGUAUCUUUAAUACUAUAAAAGUCAUCGAUUUUUUAUCAAAUUCACAAAACUUCUUUUAAUUAUAAGAAGAAACUGAAGAAAUUACAAUUCCAUUUCAUGUAUAUUUCCUCUUGUUGUACGAAGAAUCAUCGUUAUAGUUACUCUAUUAAUCAACAUAAACUCCAAAUACAGAAAGUUUAAUUCAUUAGAAUGGAAUUUGAAUUUCCCAAAAAUCUUCCUAUUUUAAGCAUCAGCUCCAAGGUUGAUUUGAAUAUGUGGAAGUAAAGAAGAUAUCUAAAAGAGAAAUAACAUAUAAAUAGAGUUACCGCUUUUAUAUAACUUUUAUAUAAAUUUUAAUCUACAAUUAACUUGGAUUAGGAUAUUGUAGAUUCAAGGCGCGUACUUAGCAAAAAAUGUAGGGUUAAUAGUCCAAAAACCUAUAAUUGAAUCCUAAUCCGAAAUUGGAUCCAUGUAUCAAAACUAUGAAAUCAUAGGAAUAUCAAAAAAUAUUGUUGUGCUGUACUUGAAAGAAUUACACUUUAGCCUAUACAGAAACAAUCUUCUUUUAAGUGAUUUCUAGGAAGAGUAUAUUUUCGCGAUCAAAGCAUUCGAAAAAUUUUGUACCUAAUUUCGAAAUUAGAGCAACAAUAAAUUUAGUUCUAAUAUGACUGCAUUGUACAUGAAGCUAGGACUUCGACUUAUACGCGAGCUAAAAAGUAAUUAAGGAAUUUAUCCUGAUGUAAAUUGAGGCAAAUUUUGCAUCUAAUGUUGCCU
Belonocnema kinseyi is the source of this 3011-nucleotide messenger RNA. Its product is annotated as serine/threonine-protein kinase 32B. Bases 805 to 2190 code for a protein of 461 amino acids. Lineage: Eukaryota; Metazoa; Arthropoda; Insecta; Hymenoptera; Cynipidae. The transcript is spliced from 10 exons. The record is from RefSeq and is a predicted model, not a curated record. Gene Ontology annotation, molecular function: G protein-coupled receptor binding; ATP binding; G protein-coupled receptor kinase activity. Gene Ontology annotation, biological process: G protein-coupled receptor signaling pathway; protein phosphorylation; regulation of signal transduction.